This is a messenger RNA of Symbiodinium necroappetens, 418 nucleotides long. The record is from the annotation of a GenBank genome assembly. Lineage: Eukaryota; Dinophyceae; Suessiales; Symbiodiniaceae.
GCCGGUCGCCUUCAUCACAGUCAAGCUACCCGACGGAAGCCUCGUCCAUCUCGAUGUCGACCUCAAGACAAGAAUAGAGGAGUUCAGAUCCAUUUUGGCACCAAAGUGUGGCAUCAAGCGUCACCGACAACGAUUAGUUUUCGCUGGUCGGCUGCUUCAGGAUGGCAGAACUCUGGAAGCCUACGGCGUAGACCGGAACAGCACGAUCCAUCUGCUUCACGGACAGCAGGGUGGCGGCGAUGGCCCGUCUGGUGUCGACAUCAGCCAGAUGCCUCCGCAGCUGGGAGCCCUCCAGCGGCACGUUCUGCAGAAUCCUGACAUCCUGCAGCAAAUGCUCGAGUCGCCGGCUAUGCAGAGCUUGCUGAACGAUCAUGACUUCAUGCGCAGCCUGCUCAAGAUGGAUCCCAGGCUGUCCAAG